UAGCAUCCCUAAUUAUUUUACUAAACUGCAUGGAAAUGGUUCAUGUUUAGAUUUUGCUUAUUUCCAAAUACAUUUUUUAAUUAUUUGUUUCCGGAAUCACACAAAUGCUAUGACAAUUGUCGAGGCGCUAGGCCUCUAUCAUAAUGGUUUUAAACGCCGCUGUGCAAAUGUUAAGAGAGGCAGAUGAGUUGAAACAGAAUAUAUUAAAAUUUACCAGUGGGACUUCAAUGCUACAAGAUAAAACUUUAUGGGCAACACAGCAGCAAUUACAAAAAGUAUAUCAAAAGGUUCUGGUGCUAGACUUGGACUAUGCCUUGGAAAAGAAAGUGGAACAAGACCUUUGGAAUGUAGGCUUCAAGCAACAGAUUGAGGCUUUACAAGCUAUUUCAAAAGAUAGGAAGAAUGCAUUGCGCAGUGAGGCGCAGGCUAUGCUGUCUUGGGUCCUGCAGGCAGCGGUGGGCUUCUACCUGUGCCUGCUGCAUCAGAUCUGUACCACAUUCAAGUUGGAUCUGCCAUUUAGGCGUCGCGCGUCACUGCUAGGCGCGGUAGAGGGUUGGGAGCCGAGCGCGGGGGUGGGGCCUAUAAACGCGGGCGGAGCGGGCGCCGCGCGCUAUGCGAGUCAGCAUUGCCUCGUACAUCUAGGAGACUUAGCGCGGUACAGGCACCAACUGAGGGUGGCUCAUACCUUCUAUAGACACGCUCUAGCCGUGUCUGUGCAUUCUGGACAACCGUACAACCAGCUGGCGCUAGUGGCGUGGCGGCGCGGGCGGCGGCUGGCGGCGGUGUACUGGCACGUCCGCUCACUGCUCGUCCGAGCGCCCUUCCCUCCCGCGCCCGCUAACCUGGCCAGGACCCUUGCUGCUGCCGCUAGUCGUGACGUGAAGGAAGCGCCUGCAUUACCUGUGCUGCCAGGGUUGAUCACCACCCCCGAGAAGUCUGCCGCAGUUCCCGACAGGCUGGACUCGCACACCUACGUCAACGAGCUCGUCCGCACCUUACACUACUUGCACACAGCUGAGCAACUAGACACAGCGGCAGAAUUAGUGAAUAUCUUGAACUCCUCGCUGUCACCUCUCGUCGCCACCGACAGCUUUGAUUCCAUGACUCUUAUUAAGAUGGUCUGCGUGAUAAUAUGGGUAGUACACUCUACCACAGAAGACUUCUCACUAGAAGCCAAUGCAUUGAGUGAAGCCGAAGCGACGGCGGCUCAACUGGCUUCCUCUCUAGCGGCGGCUUCACUUCUAUCUCUCCUACUACCCGCCUAUACUGCUGAUGAACCUCCUCAGAAAGCUUUGCCUGCACUGAAAGUGUGGCUUCAAUGGCUAGUGUCACGCCCGCAAGCGGUGAGCUGCAGCGGCUGGGUGUCACGGCCGCAGCUGUGGGCCGCGCUCGCGCACGUGCUCAACAAGCUCAGCCCAUUGGCUGACAAACAUAACAAGUAUGACUCAGUGCCUUUGCCUGAAGACGAGGAGCUCCACGGUUUCCUGCCUCUGGAGGAAACGUUCAUAGGCCUCAAAUUCGUCAGCCACAGCAACUGGGAUUCCACUAAAGUGCCUGAAGUAGACUGCAACGAUGAUGAUGUUGGAUCGACGGGUAUAUCGAGCCUGUCUCUAAUCGGUGAGCCCGAGUUAGAGCAGCGCGUGCGAGCGGGGCGCCUGCUAAAGCUCGGCCGGACGCUGGCCGACCACCAUCCCACGCAUCUCACUUACACGACGGAAGAGGAGUCGGUGACGUUCACAGCGAGCGCAGUGGACGGUGAGCAGUUAUCAGUUCUGGUGGCCCAUUUGACUGCGCACGCGCAGUCGCGGAGCUCGCCGCCGCCCGCGCCGCCUGCACCCGUCGUCAUCUCUGAAGCUGAUUUUAGGGAAAAGGUUCGCGAGAAACGUGUAGGAAUCCUCAAGCCUCAAGGAUCGUUAGAGCGCGCGCGAGAAGAACGCGCAUUGGCCACCACACAGGAGGAACCAACACAGGAGGAGAGCGAAGUGAGCCCGGAGAACAGUAAAGCUGAAGACAAGAAGGAAGCGCGCAAGCCUCGCGUAAACAUCGCCAUGGCCGCUAUCAUGAGGAAGCAGGAGGAGACUAACAAACAGGUCAAAUUCGUAACACCUCCUCCGACCCCAGAAUCUCUGACGGAAGCUGCCGAAAACCAAUCGCAAACCAACGCAACACCAAAACAAGAUGACAAACCAAAAGUCAUACAACCUAAAGCGAUCAAAAGCCUUGCCAAUUUACCCAUUGGCAGAAAAACCGGCGGCAUUCUCUCCCUAAAGGAUAAAUCCGCGGGCUAUCCACACUUGCAAAACACAGACCCGGAACCCAAGAAACCUGAAAAGGAGGAGAAAAAAGAAGCAAAAUUUAACCAAAACAAUAACAGUAACUCCCAAAACUACCAACAAAAGCGUGACCAAGGCACCAAUUGGCCGAAUUUAGCCGCAGCCAACUACAUCGAAGGCCCGAGAAUGAACUUCCAAAAGAACUACGGUAUUCAAAAUGUAGGAAUCAACUACAAUCCAACUUAUCAACCGCCGAGUCCUAAUAACCAAGGAAUAAGGCUCCCAGUUGUUAAUCCUAAAGAAAUUGACGUUAGGACUGCGGCUUUACAGAAACAGAAUUCCCGCCAAGAACUUUUUCAAGAUGGCCACAAGUUCACUAACCACGGCUACCAAAUAUCGGGCGAUAAAAAGAACUUCUUAAAUGAUUUACCGCCUAGAUUUGCGAACCAGUAUCGUUAUUGGCAGACCGCGCAAGACAAUCAAUACGUUGAUAACAAAUUCAAGGACGAAAACCCGAAUAAUAUUAACGCAUCUUUCAGCGCGCAACCUCCGCACCAAAAUUGGCCGACACAGCAAAACGAGGGAUUUCAACAACCCGUAUCGUGGUGGAAGCCCGAAAACCAAACCAAUUUCAACCCUCAACACUUCUCUACACCGCCAAUGAAUAUGCCAAACUUUUAUUCAGCGCUACCUGCAAAUAUACCCAAUCCAUACACAAAUGUGCAGUUCAACCAAAUGCAAGGGCAAACUCUGCAGAACUUGGGUCAAAAUGUGCCAAAUAUGGGCCAAAAUUUGCCAAAUUUAAGUCAAAAUAUGCCAAACAUGGGGCAAAAUAUGCAGAAUUUGAAUCAAAAUGUGCCAAAUAUGGGGCAAAACUUACAAAGUGUGGGACAGAGCAAACCUGAAAAUUUAGCUCCUAAUUACGUUCAGUCAGCGAUAGGGCAGCCCCAAAUGCAAACUUUACAGAAUUUGGUUGCGUCACCCAACUUUAAUUCAACGUUGAACAGUUUCGGUCCUUAUGCACCUUCUGUGAGUUAUGAUUCGACGAUGUACCCUCAGUUCAACAAAAUUAAUUACCAACCCAUGCAUAUGAAAAUGAUGGACAAACCGAAUUAUCCGGGUGCCAAGGAAUUGGACGUCGGUCUUAACUUUGGCUCCAAUGUUUUGGACUUGCAACAAAGAAAUCUGAAUUAUGAAACUUUUGGUGGCGAAGCUGGUUCUAUGAAAACGUUGGAAGAUAAUGCGGGUGCAUCAGCGGGAGCGGCUGCGGCGGGCGAAGGCAGCACGUAUUCCCUGUUUAGCGGCGCGCCCGAUGCGCCUGCGUGGCCGCCGCGCUCGCACCAUCAGUCGCUGUGGUCGGGCCCCGGGCCUUCGCCCCUGGAGCGCCUGCUCGAGCAACAGAAGCAAAUGAAGCAGCCGCCCGCGCCACACUGACACCAACUUAGCUAAACGUUGUAUCUCAUUUUAUAAAAAUAUACUAAAAAGGAUUCGUUCUGAAAAAUGUUGUACUGCUUGUACAAUUUCUACCCCAUAAAUGCGACAUAUUGUUUUUCCAAGCAGAUAUGAAAUACCGGCGGGUUUUUUCGCAAGGCUUUUGAACCUCGAUACUCCCAAGUAAGUUGUUGUUACACCAACUUAUGCGUAUGUGGGAGGUAUCGACUUAUUCUUACAUUUCUGUACAGCUUUAGAUCCGUAACGAGGUUUAGGGCGAUUACGUACUGCAUCCGAUCCGAAUCCGUGAAAUUACUUUCCGAAAUAGUGAUAGAACUUGUAUGGUAGCUUACGCACUAGCUCCAACGGACUUCCGUCAUCCGAAUUCUCUCCGACAUCGUCAAAAUAUCUCGGCUGUGCCUCGGAUUCAAAUCGGACGUACGAUAUGUCAAAGAUAUCAACUGAAUAGCUUGAAUUUGGAUGAGAGAUCGCAUUAAUGUAUAAGGAAUAUCUGAAAACGUUCGAGUUUUAUAUCCGUAUUUUCACGAACUAAGAUCGGAUGAGUGCGUAACCGCUCUUAGGUUUUUACCGAUCACGCAUAAUUUUUUUUAAUCACUCACCAGAAUAUGCGGCGAUUUUUGGGAAAAACAACAUUUCUAAAGGCCAGUUAAUAUACAAAUUACAAUGGUGCUAACUGCUAAUUCAGUUGUUAAAAAUCUCUUAACUAAAUUGGUAUGUUUUGAUUAAGUGGCAUCCUUUUUACAGCGUUCGAUGCGGAAAAGGAUGGCACUACAUUUAGAUCAGUAGGCUUUUACAUCCCAACGUUUAUAUUAUACGAAGGUCGAAACAUUUCAACGCUAAAUUGUAAAAUGGACCUUAACUGCUUUGUUUUAAUGCUCAUGUUUGUAUACACAAAUUAUUAUAUUUUCAGCCAGCGCUCCAAGCGGACACGUUGCGAAAUUAAAAUCGAUGGUACUGAAUUUUUCACUUUAAAUCAAGAACUUUUAAGCCCAUUUUAUUUUGACGUUAUUAUUAGUUACUAGAGGAUGCCCGCGACUUCGUCCACGUGGAUUUAGAUUUUUAUAGAUCCCGCGGAAACCUUUUGAUUUUCCGGGAUAAAAAGUAGCCUAUGUCCAUCCCCGGGAUAUAAGCUAACCCUGUACCAAAUUUCGUCAGAAUCAGUUACACUGUUGGGCCGUGAAAAGGUAGCAGACAGACAGACACACUUUCGCAUUUAUAAUAUUAGUAUGGAAGUAUGGAUUGUUUCGACUUCAUUCUAUCAAUGUUGGUGAGAAGUAAAAUCUCAUACAGACCUAUCUUAUUACUACCGUCUGUUUAGUUAAGAUAUUUAUGUUUAGGUAUUAGACCAUUAUUUUAAUGUACCUACUGACAAGUGAAUUGAGAAAUUCUUUAGAAUUGUAGCUGUUUCGUACUAUCUUGGUUGGUAUAAGAAACAAUUUUUUGUAUUAUAAAAAUCAACUGCAAAUUGUAAUGUCUUUUAUAAUAUACUGUAAAAAAUUAAAUAGUGUAAUAUUCGUGUCUUAUCGUGUAUAAUACGCUGUACUUAUUUAGUUAUGGUACUGUAAAUUUUUGUCUGGUUAAAGAACACUAGUAAAUAAAGAUCAACUUACAUACUCAUGUUACACUAAGGCCUCAGAUGGCUCAUUCAAGGCCCUUUUCAAACUACCUACUAUGUGCGUUGUCGACUGGUGUUAAUGUCUCUUUUAUGGAAGGGCAAACAUUAUUGUCAACUCCGUAUCAAGACAGAUUUGCGUAACUCCGGUGUAUCAAGUGUUAGGCCGAGCGCACUUCGUAUGCGUUUUCGUAAGAAUUUGACUCAUGCGAGCACGUCAAAUACGCACUUACAAUUUUAUUCUUAACUUGCAAGUACUAUGGGAGCGCGCACACUAGGUCUAAAUAAGUACGACCAACUUGCACCCAGUCUGUGCGCUUCCAUAGCACUUGUAAGUUAGUGUAUUAUCUAUACUUCGGUCGGGAUUGGAGCAACAAUGACCAGCACCCUACUAACUACGCUACUAAACAUAAUAGCGAUCACAUUAUUUACUAGUGUUCUAAUAAUGUUGUUUGUAAGCAUUAUAUUUUUGUGAUAAGUAAAAGCAAAUUAAAGUAACCGAUGCGGGAUAUUUUGUAAUAAAGUUGUAUUUGUUACAUA
Messenger RNA from Maniola jurtina (meadow brown), 5877 nucleotides. Its product is annotated as protein SMG7-like. The transcript has 18 exons. Gene Ontology annotation, biological process: nuclear-transcribed mRNA catabolic process, nonsense-mediated decay. The record is from RefSeq and is a predicted model, not a curated record. Gene Ontology annotation, cellular component: telomerase holoenzyme complex. Gene Ontology annotation, molecular function: telomeric repeat DNA binding; telomerase RNA binding; protein binding. NCBI's taxonomy places the organism in Eukaryota, Metazoa, Arthropoda, Insecta, Lepidoptera, Nymphalidae. Bases 144 to 3707 code for a protein of 1187 amino acids.